AUGAGGCACUUUUAUCUCAGUAUUUUUGUUACAGUCUCGCUUUUCGACAGAUAUUCAGAGUCUGCUGCGACACCUUGUUCCACCUAUACAUACUUCGGAGCCACUGACACUGGGGAUUGGACUACUGCGGGCCCUUCAGACAUCACUUAUAACUACUAUAAUUAUCAAUACUACUUCGACAAUGCUUACAGUUAUAAUGGUUAUGAUUAUGGAACUAAGCAAAGUAUAUAUGUAGUGAAUGCUACUCGAUAUACUAUCGACUGCUGUGGGGUCGUAGAACAGUGGACAGUGGCAGUAUAUUGGCCUGGGGAUGUGAACAUGCAAAUAUGGACCCCUGUGUCUGGAUACGAAUACAGCCUGCGAGGGGAAAAUGUUAUCACUGUUAAUAACCAAUAUCCUAAUGGAUAUGAUACAGAACUGGUUGUUGAUGGUGUAUCUGAUCAAAUUCCUGUUAGAAAUGGCGAUGUCAUUGGCUGGCAUUCUCCGGGAGAUCAAAAUAUAGUGAAAUAUGACCUAGACUGUACUAACUCCCUCGGUAAAAAUAAUGAUUGCAUUUCACCUUCAAAUUAUUUCGAAAAAGAUGGCAGUUCGGCAGUACCCGUUGGAGGUUCGGUCACGUUUACCGGAACAGCUGCUCAGUGGGGGAUUUCACCUUGGGUACAAAGGAACUUUGGAGUAAUGGUUGAAGUUGGUCCAAGUGAACCUCCAAUAUUUCAAAAUUUACCUUACACAACAAGCACUGCUGAUGAUACCGCAUUGGGAACAGUGAUAUUCGUCGCAUAUGCAGUAGAUCCAAACACAUUGGAGACGCUCACAAUGACGAUAUCACCAACAACUAACUUUAUACUAAAUGGAUCGAACGGUGAAGUAACUGUUGACAGUGCACUGACUACAGGCACCUAUGUGUUGACGAUACAAGUCAGUGAUGAUUGCAAUGAUAUCAGUGCCGAUUUAACGGUUAUCGUAACAGCUAAUGAUGACUGUGCAUCAUCUCCUUGUCUCAACGGAGCUACGUGCAACGAUGCAUAUUUGGCAUACACAUGCACAUGUGCAGCAGGAUACACAGGAAGCGAGUGUCAAACAGAUAUUGAUGAAUGCGCAACUACUCCGUGCCAAAAUGGAGGGACUUGUACAGAUGGCAUUAACACUUUCACAUGUAACUGUGUAGCUGGAUAUACUGAUAGUGUCUGCUCUACAGAUAUUGAUGAAUGCGCAACUACUCCAUGCCAAAAUGGAGGGACGUGUACAGAUGGCAUUAACACUUACACAUGUAACUGUGUAGCUGGAUAUACUGAUAGUGUCUGCUCUACGGAUAUUGAUGAAUGCGCAACUACUCCAUGCCAAAAUGGAGGGACGUGUACAGAUGGCAUUAACACCUACACAUGUAAUUGUGUAGCUGGAUAUACUGAUAGUGUCUGCUCUACAGAUAUUGAUGAAUGCGCAACUACUCCAUGCCAAAAUGGAGGGACGUGUACAGAUGGCAUUAACACUUACACAUGUAACUGUGUAGCUGGAUAUACUGAUAGUGUCUGCUCAACAGAUAUUGAUGAAUGCGCUACUACUCCAUGCCAAAAUGGAGGGACGUGUACAGAUGGCAUUAACACUUACACAUGUAACUGUGUAGCUGGAUAUUCUGAUAGUGUCUGCUCAACAGAUAUUGAUGAAUGCGCAACUACUCCGUGCCAAAAUGGAGGGACGUGUACAGAUGGCAUUAACACUUUCACAUGUAACUGUGUAGCUGGAUAUACUGAUAGUGUCUGCUCUACAGAUAUUGAUGAAUGUGCAACUACUCCAUGCCAAAAUGGAGGGACGUGUACAGAUGGCAUUAACACUUACACAUGUAACUGUGUAGCUGGAUAUACUGAUAGUGUCUGCUCUACAGAUAUUGAUGAAUGCGCUACUACUCCAUGCCAAAAUGGAGGGACGUGUACAGAUGGCAUUAACACUUAUACAUGUAACUGUGUAGCUGGAUAUACUGAUAGUAUCUGCUCUACAGAUAUUGAUGAAUGCGCAACUACUCCAUGCCAAAAUGGAGGGACGUGUACGGAUGGCAUUAACACUUACACAUGUAACUGUGUAGCUGGAUAUACUGAUAGUGUCUGCUCUACAGAUAUUGAUGAAUGCGCAACUACUCCAUGCCAAAAUGGAGGGACGUGUACAGAUGGCAUUAACACUUACACAUGUAACUGUGUAGCUGGAUAUACUGAUAGUGUCUGCUCAACAGAUAUUGAUGAAUGCGCAACUACUCCAUGCCAAAAUGGAGGGACGUGUACAGAUGGCAUUAACGUUUUCACAUGUAACUGUGUAGCUGGAUAUACUGAUAGUAUCUGCUCUACAGAUAUUGAUGAAUGCGCAACUACUCCAUGCCAAAAUGGAGGGACGUGUACGGAUGGCAUUAACACUUACACAUGUAACUGUGUAGCUGGAUAUACUGAUAGUGUCUGCUCUACAGAUAUUGAUGAAUGCGCAACUACUCCAUGCCAAAAUGGAGGGACGUGUACAGAUGGCAUUAACACUUACACAUGUAACUGUGUAGCUGGAUAUACUGAUAGUGUCUGCUCAACAGAUAUUGAUGAAUGCGCAACUACUCCAUGCCAAAAUGGAGGGACGUGUACAGAUGGCAUUAACGUUUUCACAUGUAACUGUGUAGCUGGAUAUACUGAUAGUAUCUGCUCUACAGAUAUUGAUGAAUGCGCAACUACUCCAUGCCAAAAUGGAGGGACGUGUACAGAUGGCAUUAACACUUUCACAUGUAACUGUGUAGCUGGAUAUACUGAUAGUGUCUGCUCAACAGAUGUUGAUGAAUGUGCAACUACUCCGUGCCAAAAUGGAGGGACGUGUACAGAUGGCAUUAACACUUUCACAUGUAACUGUGUAGCUGGAUAUACUGAUAGUGUCUGCUCUACAGAUAUUGAUGAAUGCGCAACUACUCCAUGCCAAAAUGGAGGGAUGUGUACAGAUGGCAUUAACACUUACACAUGUAACUGUGUAGCUGGAUAUACUGAUAGUGUCUGCUCUACAGAUAUUGAUGAAUGCGCACCUACUCCAUGCCAAAAUGGAGGGACGUGUACAGAUGGCAUUAACACUUACACAUGUAACUGUGUAGCUGGAUAUACUGAUAGUGUCUGCUCUACAGAUAUUGAUGAAUGCGCAACUACUCCAUGCCAGAAUGGAGGGACGUGUACAGAUGGCAUUAACACUUACACAUGUAACUGUGUAGCUGGAUAUACUGAUAGUGUCUGCUCUACAGAUAUUGAUGAAUGCGCUACUACUCCAUGCCAAAAUGGAGGGACGUGUACAGAUGGCAUUAACACUUACACAUGUAACUGUGUAGCUGGAUAUACUGAUAGUGUCUGCUCUACAGAUAUUGAUGAAUGUGCAACUACUCCAUGCCAAAAUGAAGGGACGUGUAUAGAUGGCAUUAACACUUACACAUGUAACUGUGUAGCUGGAUAUACUGAUAGUGUCUGCUCUACAGAUAUUGAUGAAUGCGCACCUACUCCAUGCCAAAAUGGAGGGACGUGUACAGAUGGCAUUAACACGUACACAUGUAACUGUGUAGCUGGAUAUACUGAUAGUAUCUGCUCUACAGAUAUUGAUGAAUGCGCACCUACUCCAUGUCAAAAUGGAGGGACGUGUACAGAUGGCAUAAACACUUACACAUGUAACUGUGUAGCUGGAUAUACUGAUAGUGUCUGCUCUACAGACAUUGAUGAAUGCGCAAUUACUCCAUGUCAAAAUGGAGGGACGUGUACAGAUGGCAUUAACACUUACACAUGUAACUGUGUAGCUGGAUAUACUGAUAGUGUUUGCUCUACAGAUAUUGAUGAAUGCGCAACUACUCCAUGCCAAAAUGGAGGGACGUGUACAGAUGGCAUUAACACUUACACAUGUAACUGUGUAGCUGGAUAUACUGAUAGUGUCUGCUCUACAGAUAUUGAUGAAUGCGCUACUACUCCAUGCCAAAAUGGAGGGACGUGUACAGAUGGCAUAAACACUUACACAUGUAACUGUGUAGCUGGAUAUACUGAUAGCGUCUGCUCUACAGAUAUUGAUGAAUGCGCUACUACUCCAUGCCAAAAUGGAGGGACGUGUACAGAUGGCAUUAACACUUACACAUGUAACUGUGUAGCUGGAUAUACUGAUAGUGUCUGCUCUACAGAUAUUGAUGAAUGUGCAACUACUCCAUGCCAAAAUGAAGGGACGUGUAUAGAUGGCAUUAACACUUACACAUGUAACUGUGUAGCUGGAUAUACUGAUAGUGUCUGCUCUACAGAUAUUGAUGAAUGCGCACCUACUCCAUGCCAAAAUGGAGGGACGUGUACAGAUGGCAUUAACACGUACACAUGUAACUGUGUAGCUGGAUAUACUGAUAGUAUCUGCUCUACAGAUAUUGAUGAAUGCGCACCUACUCCAUGUCAAAAUGGAGGGACGUGUACAGAUGGCAUAAACACUUACACAUGUAACUGUGUAGCUGGAUAUACUGAUAGUGUCUGCUCUACAGACAUUGAUGAAUGCGCAAUUACUCCAUGUCAAAAUGGAGGGACGUGUACAGAUGGCAUUAACACUUACACAUGUAACUGUGUAGCUGGAUAUACUGGUAGUGUUUGCUCUACAGAUAUUGAUGAAUGCGCAACUACUCCAUGCCAAAAUGGAGGGACGUGUACAGAUGGCAUUAACACUUACACAUGUAACUGUGUAGCUGGAUAUACUGAUAGUGUCUGCUCUACAGAUAUUGAUGAAUGCGCUACUACUCCAUGCCAAAAUGGAGGGACGUGUACAGAUGGCAUAAACACUUACACAUGUAACUGUGUAGCUGGAUAUACUGAUAGCGUCUGCUCUACAGAUAUUGAUGAAUGCACACCUACUCCAUGCCAAAAUGGAGGAACGUGUACAGAUGGCAUUAACACUUACACAUGUAACUGUGUCGCUGGAUAUACUGAUAGUGUCUGCUCUACAGAUAUUGAUGAAUGCGCACCUACUCCAUGCCAAAAUGGAGGGACGUGUACAGAUGGCAUUAACACGUACACAUGUAACUGUGUAGCUGGAUAUACUGAUAGUAUCUGCUCUACAGAUAUUGAUGAAUGCGCACCUACUCCAUGUCAAAAUGGAGGGACGUGUACAGAUGGCAUAAACACUUACACAUGUAACUGUGUAGCUGGAUAUACUGAUAGUGUCUGCUCUACAGACAUUGAUGAAUGCGCAAUUACUCCAUGUCAAAAUGGAGGGACGUGUACAGAUGGCAUUAACACUUACACAUGUAACUGUGUAGCUGGAUAUACUGAUAGUGUUUGCUCUACAGAUAUUGAUGAAUGCGCAACUACUCCAUGCCAAAAUGGAGGGACGUGUACAGAUGGCAUUAACACUUACACAUGUAACUGUGUAGCUGGAUAUACUGAUAGUGUCUGCUCUACAGAUAUUGAUGAAUGCGCUACUACUCCAUGCCAAAAUGGAGGGACGUGUACAGAUGGCAUAAACACUUACACAUGUAACUGUGUAGCUGGAUAUACUGAUAGCGUCUGCUCUACAGAUAUUGAUGAAUGCACACCUACUCCAUGCCAAAAUGGAGGAACGUGUACAGAUGGCAUUAACACUUACACAUGUAACUGUGUCGCUGGAUAUACUGAUAGUGUCUGCUCUACAGAUAUUGAUGAAUGCGCAACUACUCCAUGCCAAAAUGGAGGGACGUGUACAGAUGGCAGUAACACUUACACAUGUAACUGUGUAGCUGGAUAUACUGAUAGCGUCUGCUCUACAGAUAUUGAUGAAUGCGCAACUACUCCAUGCCAAAAUGGAGGGACGUGUACAGAUGGCAUUAACACUUACACAUGUAACUGUGUAGCUGGAUAUACUGAUAGUGUCUGCUCUACAGAUAUAAAUGAAUGUGCACCUAUUCCCUGCCAAAAUGGAGCGACGUGUAUUGAUGGAAUAAAUACUUACACGUGUAGCUGCGUACCUGGAUACACUGAUAAUGACUGUGAAACGGACAUAGACGAAUGUGCAUCUAGUCCUUGUCAACAUGGAGGGAUGUGCAUAGACGGAAUUGAGACUUAUAGGUGUAGUUGUUUAGCGGGAUACACAGAUACUGUUUGUGAAACAGAUAUAGAUGAUUGUACAGUUACGUCCUGUCAAAAUGGAGGCACGUGUACAGAUGGCAUUAACACAUAUACAUGUAGCUGUAUUCCUGGUUAUACUGGUGCUGACUGUAGCACAGAUAUAGAUGAAUGUGUAAGUACUCCUUGUCAAAACGGAGGGACGUGUACACAAGGAAUCAACUCUUAUACAUGUCAGUGUGUUCCUGGAUACUCUGGGAGUGAAUGUGAAAAAGUUAUACCCGAGUCUUCCUCACUAAUGAGUACUCCAGAGGGCCAAGCUAUGAUUGGUGCUAUUGUUGGAUGUCUGACUGUAGCAGCAGCAGUGGCAACAGGAAUCAGCAUUUUCAGAUUUAUCAAAAAGCGUAAAAGUGCUGUAUUUAAACUGAAACAUACUGGUGAUAGGGAGGAACCUAAGCAAUGCCAAACUUUCUGUAGUAGCGGGUCCCAAGAACCACUACAUAACAAGACUUCUAAUAAUGAAGUGGAAGAUGUAUCGGAUAUAGAGGAUGAUAUAUCUAUUAUCAUGGACGAGCCCACAACAUAUGAGGAACUUUCACUCAAGGAGGAUCUAGUCCCUACAGACGAAACUACCCCUCGAGAGGAAGUUUUCCAGAAAGAGGAAAUGCCAAUUUCCCCCACAAAGGAAUUUUCCUCCAUAGGAGAAAUUCCCGAGGAAGGUCCAAAUGAAAAUCUUGAAUCAAGUCUAGACAUUAGUCUUCCGGGGUCACCUGAACCAUCGCCAUCUAUUGAACAAACUCAAACCAAUAUGUCACCGGGAUCAAAUCAAGCGUUGACUCCUUCAGAAAUAAAAGCGAAAUUUGUUAGUGACGUCUUUACACCUAGAAAGACAGUGCAAUCAAUUAUGAAGAUUCCUAAAUCUAUUACGCAAGUGCACAGAAUAGUAAGGAAACCUCCAUGGAAAUAACACCGUUCAGCGGACAAGGCGGUAAUCACAACUUGAUACUUACAACCUCAUAUUUACUGUCUGAUACGCAGAUUGACAGGCACCUUACCCCUGUCUACAAAUAUAUAUCAAUGCACAGAGCUCUGGAAAACAAAUUAAAGAACAAUUUAACAAUAAUCUGCAUGUGCAUUAAUCGCUAU
This is a messenger RNA of Owenia fusiformis, 7199 nucleotides long. NCBI's taxonomy places the organism in Eukaryota, Metazoa, Annelida, Polychaeta, Sabellida, Oweniidae. The record is from the annotation of a GenBank genome assembly.